Molecule: messenger RNA, 372 nt
Organism: Iphiclides podalirius (scarce swallowtail)
Lineage: Eukaryota; Metazoa; Arthropoda; Insecta; Lepidoptera; Papilionidae
Source: the annotation of a GenBank genome assembly
AUGGAUCCUAAAGACGAUUCUGAGGUGCCUGUCGCUGCUCCGGAGGGAGAGCGGAGCGCCUUGAGCUCAAGCUCAUCGCAGAGUAGUGCUUCCUCAUCUUCGGGAGAUGAGGAGGGCAUUGCUUCACCGCCACCGAACAAGCGGUCAAAAUGCAGCAGGUCGAAGCAAGUCGUGACGUGUUCGGACCCGCGCAUGGACACGCUCAUACAUCAACGUUUAUUGAUAACAUCACCAGCAGAUAUCAAACAGGUCUUCACAUUAACGCUGUGUGUUUCCAGUAGGCAAAUAAUAGAACUGUUUUACAUUAAAAUAAAACAGUUAUUAUAUGCCGAAAGAAACACACAGCGUUAUAGCAAGUGCCUUGCUGGUGAG